Molecule: messenger RNA, 4105 nt
Organism: Diabrotica balteata
Lineage: Eukaryota; Metazoa; Arthropoda; Insecta; Coleoptera; Chrysomelidae
Source: the annotation of a GenBank genome assembly
GUGACAUUUUAAGGAAAUUUGUUAAUUUGCGUAAUUGAUAUAGAUAAAGACUGUAAGGUGUGCGUACAAUUAGAUCUUGUAACGAGUGAUGGAGGAAGUGUCAUUUUUGGAACAGAAAAAGAGAAAACGACAUCCAAUCGAAACAACUAACUGCGUGUCAAAAUUAUUUUUUUGUUGGUUACCAGUCUACCUCUUUAGAGGACUUAAAAAUGAAGUCACCGAAGACGAUAUGUACCUCACUGUCGAAAAACAAAAAUCUUUAUAUCUUGGUACGAAACUUGAACAAGCUUGGACAAAACAGCUUAAAAAGAAACAGCCUUCUCUUCUAUGGGCUAUAGGUUCAGUAUUCAAAUGGGAGUUGGCAAUAUAUGCAGUGUUCAAUGCUUGGUUCGAAUUAUUGAGAAUAGCUCAACCAUUCUUGAUAUCAAAGCUGGUCUCAUACUUCCAAGAUGGAGUCAAAAGCGAUAAUAUUGUGGUUUGUGCCAUUACUUUAAUUAUUGUCACAUUUGCUCAAGUAGUGAGCAUCCACCAUUAUCAGUUAAAAGUUAUGGUUUUAGGAAUGAAAAUAAGAGUAGCAGCAUGUGCUCUAAUAUACAGAAAAGCCCUAAAACUAAGUAAAACAGCUUUAUCACAAACCACUGUCGGUCAGAUGGUAAAUUUAUUAUCGAACGAUGUGGGAAGAUUCGACUUUAGUGGCCAACAUAUCCAUUAUCUUUGGUUAUCACCUUGUGUUGGAGUCGUUUGUGCUAUUUUACUUUAUAAGGAAACUGGUCUAACUGGUUUGUCUGGAAUGAUGUUCUUAUUGUGCUUUGUUCCUGCACAAGUUUACAUGGCGAAAUUAACGUCGCAAUUUAGAUUAAAAACAGCUUUAAAGACUGACGAAAGAAUAAGACUGAUGAACGAAAUUAUCUCAGGAAUCCAGGUUAUUAAAAUGUAUACAUGGGAAAAACCAUUCGCCAAAUUGAUUGAAUUCAUCAGAAAGAAGGAAAUUGACCAAAUAAGACAUACCUCAAUAAUAAAGGCUCUGACGAUAACCUUCAACAUCGCACUAUCACGAGCCGCUAUUCUCGUGUGCAUCUUAACAUACAUAUUAUCAGGAAACGUUCUCACGGCAUCAUAUGCCUUUACAGUAACGUCAUAUUAUACAUACGUUAGAGCUAUAAUCACUUUACAGUUUCCCCAAGCCAUGACCCAGUUUGCUGAGACAUUAGUAUCCAUAUCCAGGAUACAAAAGUUCUUAUUGUAUGAAGAACUAGAUGAUAAAUAUACACCAAUGCUUAAACAAAUCAACAAUAACGAGCUUCUACAAAAAAACAAGCCAGAUGUCAUUGAAGUAAGGCCUAUAGGUAUUAAAAUAAAGAACGCAGCUGUAAAAUGGGUGAAAAAACAUCCAGAAAACACAAUAGAAGAAAUCAACUUUGAAGCCAGAUCAAAUCAACUGGUAGCCUUAGUAGGUCCAGUGGGUGCAGGAAAAUCAACCCUCCUACAAGUUAUUUUGAAAGAACUGAAACCGUUAGAGGGCACUGUAAAAGUAACUGGAACUGUUUCCUUUGCAUCACAAGAACCCUGGGUAUUUGCAUCCAGUGUUCGUCAAAAUAUUCUCUUUGGAGAAACUUACAACGAAAAGAAAUAUUAUGAAGUUUUAAGAGUGUGUGCUCUAGAAAAAGACUUAAAAUUAUUUCCGCAUGGUGACAGAACCCUUAUUGGGGAGAGAGGUACGUCUUUAAGUGGUGGACAAAGAGCUAGAAUCAAUCUAGCCAGAGCUAUUUACAAGGAAGCAGAUAUAUAUCUGCUUGAUGAUCCCUUAUCUGCAGUAGAUACACAAGUUGGUAAACAAAUAUUUAAUAGGUGCAUUUGUAACUAUCUUAGGAAAAAAUGUGUGGUGUUAGUAACACAUCAAUUACAAUAUUUAUAUAGAGCUAAGUUUAUAUACUUAAUCGAUGAUGGUCGAAUUCGAGCUUCCGGUACUUUUGAAAACUUAAAAAAUGGUGAUAACGCCUUUACAAAAUUAUUAGCCACCGCAACUGAAAUGGAUCAACUGGAGCAUGACAGGAAACUGUCAAAAUCUGAAUCUGUUACUUCGAUCAAUUACGAAGAAGAAGAUUAUAUAUCUAUCGAUCAACAAAAGGAAACAAUUGGAUCUGGUGGAGUGUCUUGGAGAGUUUAUGGAAAUUAUUUGAAGGCGGGAGGAAAUUUGUGCAAAACUUUGAUACUGGCCCUAAGUUUCGUUGGAACACAAGUUUUGGUUUCUUUAUCGGACAUAUUUUUAACGUUAUGGGUAAACGUAGAACAGUGGAGAAGAAAACAAGCAGUUUUCUUAAAUGAAACCUUAAAUUCUUCAAACGUCGAUACAUUAUUGGAAUAUAAAGACCAAUCCACUGAAAGUCACUGGUCACACGUAAUGGACCAAAUUAGUCCUUUGCAUAUAUACAGCUUCCUUGUAAUUGCAACAGUUCUUCUGGCUGUUGCUAGAUCCCUUGCAUCAUUUAGCUAUUUUUUGACUGCUUCCACGAACGUCCAUAAUUCAAUGUUUCGAAAAAUUAUUAGCUCACCAAUGCUGUUUUUUAAUAUUAAUCCAUCUGGUAGGAUUUUAAACAGAUUUUCCAAGGAUAUUGGUAUUUUAGAUGAACUACUACCACUAGCAACUGCAGACUCAACCUGGGUCGGCCUUACUGUAGUGGCUACAACAAUAGUUAUCAGUCUUUUGAAUCCUUGGAUAUUGAUACCCACAGCUGUUAUUGUUUGUAUCUUUUACAAAAUUAAGCAAAUAUUUCUUGUAUCCAGUAGAAAUAUUAAACGGAUUGAAGCUGUCACUCGUAGUCCAAUUUUUACCCAUUUAGCUGCUUCCCUACAGGGACUUCCAACAAUAAGAGCAUUUGGAGCUGAGCAGAUUCUAACUCAAGAGUUUGAUAAUUUUCAAGAUGCUUACACAUCUUCAUAUUUCAUGUUCCUAACUGCAAGUAGAGGCUUUGGAUUCUGGUUGGACUUACACUGUGCCUUUUAUAUUAGUCUGGUCGUCAUCAGUAUAGUUUUCUCUCAAAGUGAUUCGCUGGGAGGGAAUGUCGGUCUUUCACUGACUCAGGCAAUCACAUUGUCAGGAAUGUUCCAAUGGGUAAUGCGAGAAUGGAGCGAACUGGAAAACCAAAUGACUUCAGUAGAAAGGACACAAGAAUAUACCGACCUACCCAUAGAAUCCGAUAACGAGAGAAAACAGCCUCCAGUAGAUUGGCCCAGUUUUGGAGGCCUAACGUUUAAAAAUAUGAGUUUAAGAUACUCCUUGGAAGCUCCUUGUGUACUUAAAAAUCUUAAUUUCGAGAUAAAACCUAGGGAAAAAAUAGGCAUCGUUGGAAGAACUGGUGCUGGAAAGUCAUCUUUGAUCCAAGCAUUAUUCAGACUGGCGAUAAAUGAAGGAAGCUUAGUCAUAGAUAAUGUCGAUAUAAAUACUGUUGAGCUGAAGGUGUUGAGGUCUAAGAUAUCUAUCAUUCCACAAGAACCUGUGCUUUUCUCAGGAACGCUUAGGAAAAACUUGGAUCCAUUUGAUGAUUACAGUGAUAAAGUACUUUGGGACGCCUUGGAUGAGGUGGAAUUGAAACACGCAGUGGAGGAGAUGAGGCACAAUCUAUACGGCAAGAUGGCGGAAGGAGGAUCCAAUUUCAGUGUGGGUCAACGGCAGCUACUUUGCUUAGCGAGAGCUAUUAUCAGAAACAACAAAAUCUUAGUUCUAGACGAAGCAACUGCUAAUGUUGAUCCGAUGACGGAUGCUAUUAUUCAAAAGACUAUUCGAGAAAAGUUUGCAGAGUGUACAGUGCUGACGAUCGCUCACAGGCUAAACACUAUUAUGGACUCUAAUAAAGUUUUAGUGAUGAACGCCGGAGAAGCUGUCGAGUUCGAUCAUCCGUAUACAUUAUUACAAAAUAAAAAGUCUAUAUUUUAUGACUUAGUUAGGAAUACCGGUAAAAAUAUGGCUGCGCAUUUAAGUGAUAUCGCGGAACAAAGUUAUUUUAACAUACAGAAUAGUAGUAGUAGUUAAUUUUGUAGAUAUAUUUUUUUAUAAUUUUAAUGUUAUUUUAUAAAUACAGAAUAAAUAUAUAUAUAUUUGUUUUAA